This is a messenger RNA of Ixodes scapularis (black-legged tick), 948 nucleotides long. RefSeq names its product dehydrodolichyl diphosphate synthase complex subunit DHDDS-like. Gene Ontology annotation, cellular component: dehydrodolichyl diphosphate synthase complex; endoplasmic reticulum. Bases 1 to 948 code for a protein of 315 amino acids. Gene Ontology annotation, biological process: polyprenol biosynthetic process. NCBI's taxonomy places the organism in Eukaryota, Metazoa, Arthropoda, Arachnida, Ixodida, Ixodidae. The record is from RefSeq and is a predicted model, not a curated record. Gene Ontology annotation, molecular function: ditrans,polycis-polyprenyl diphosphate synthase [(2E,6E)-farnesyl diphosphate specific] activity. The transcript has 6 exons.
AUGUUAUCAACUGAGAAGACCGAGCCAUUGUUGCGUCGGGGACCUUUACACGAAGUACCACUGUCCUGGUACGAGCGGUUGCUCAUCUGGCUACUCAGCCUCGGUCCCGUGCCAAGCCACAUUGGCGUCAUUCCCGAUGGAAACAGAAGAUUCGCCAGAAAGUCUGGUCUCAGCGUGGACCAGGGACACCGAGCGGGAUCAGACAAGCUCGGAUCGGUCGGCACGUGGGCGAACAAGAUGGGAGUCUAUGAAUCCUCUAUUUACGUCUUCAGCACCCACAAUUUUAACCGGCCCAAGUCAGAAAUCGAUGGGAUUUUCGGCGAGAUGGCAAGCCUUUGUCGUAAUAUCCUCACGAACUAUUCGCAUUACAGGAACCUAGGGUGUCGGGUCCGAUGUGUCGGUGACCUGGAAAUGUUGCCGCGAACCAUGCAGCGACUUCUGGCAAAAGUAGACAUCGUCACAUCCGGGAACCACGGGGGGAAGACGAUGACCGUGUGCAUUGCCUACUCUUCGCGGCAUCAAAUGGCGAGAAUGGCCUUGAAACUCGCCAAAGCGGUCAAAGAGAACACCCUCCAGUCAACAGACAUCACGGCACAGCUCAUCGACGAGUACGUGGGCAUAGAAGACGCACCGGAGAUUGGCAUGCUGGUGCGAACGUCGGGCGAGACUAGACUCAGCGAUUACCUGCUGUGGCAAGGCAGCUUCGCCAACCUUCACUUCGAGCCAAAGAUGCUGCCGGACAUGUCGUUUUGGGAUUACUUCAAAGCCACGCUCUACUAUCAACUCGGUUGGAAGUCAACCGUGAUGACGCAAAGGAAGCUCAACAUCCAAGGAAGAAAAGAAACGGUGCAGGACGUGGGCCAAUUCUUCCGGCAGAGACUGUUCCUGAGAAGAGUUCAAGCUGACAGAAACUCUUACUUGGCACGACUCGCGGAAUGUGAUCUCUAG